Messenger RNA from Symbiodinium pilosum, 387 nucleotides. NCBI's taxonomy places the organism in Eukaryota, Dinophyceae, Suessiales, Symbiodiniaceae. The record is from the annotation of a GenBank genome assembly.
AUGUACGUGAUGUUCAUCGACGCCCUCCUUCAGCUUGCCUCAUUGAAGCCACACGAGGAUUUAAUGAAGGAAGGUUUGUUGACAAAGUUUGCGAUCGGUUUAGGUCAGGUCAUCUUCGUGUCCCACCAAUGGCUCUCGCGUUCGCAUCCUGAUCCAUCUGGUGCCCAAUUCAAGGCCUCAAGAGGGAAAGGGAGGGAAAGGGAAAAGGUCUGGAGAAGUCUAGAGCACAGCUGUGAGGAGUUUAGAGGGCCGUGGCUGAAACUCUGCCGCAAGGUUUCGAAGACAGAGCUCCUCUCCUUCGUGGGUCUUCCCUGGGUCCUCCCUCUGGUUCUCCAUUCUUUUCUUUGCCUUUGGAGUUUGCAUACAGUGAGAAGGGAGAAGCCUUGA